Molecule: messenger RNA, 1392 nt
Organism: Colletotrichum siamense
Lineage: Eukaryota; Fungi; Ascomycota; Sordariomycetes; Glomerellales; Glomerellaceae
Gene: kdm8
Product: Lysine-specific demethylase 8
Exons: 1
Coding region: 1-1392 (463 amino acids)
Molecular function (GO): 2-oxoglutarate-dependent dioxygenase activity
Source: RefSeq, a predicted model, not a curated record
AUGAACACCCUCAGCAACCCUGCCCUCAUCAAAGAAUGCACAGACCUAGCCCUCGAGAUGGCGUCCUCCCGGCCUGAGGAGUUUGCCGCAGGUGACGACGAGACGUUGAAGGCAGACGGCGUACACGCUCUCACCGAAGAUCUUUUCACGCGGUACAGCGAGCUUGCGCGCCGCACGCUGGCCCUGGCAGGCUUGCCCGCUGAAGAGGAAACGGCGGAGAUGACCCGCCUGCUUGACGAGGAGCUCGGGAGGACAUAUAAGCGGUUCUACGACUUUGUGUAUGCGGAGUUGCCGUUUUGUUGGAGGGUGCUGUAUACGGAGCUGAGCCUGAUGAAGUUUGUCGUCCUAGUCACGACGGGCGCAGCAAGCGACGAUGCGGGAAAGGAAGAGCUGCUGGAUGAGCUGGUCGGGGUGCUGGAUAAGGCUCUCAUUCUCGCUGGCGGCGCGGGGAGGAGGAGGGGACGGAAGGUUAUCGAGGAAUUGCUUUCGUAUCUCGAUGCCCCGACGCAGGCUACGUCGUUGCCAGAGACGUUCCCGACUACGAGGACCUUCACGCCGCCUGUGACGAGGCCGAUUAAGGUCGUGGAGGGGAUGUCCAUGGCGAGGUUCCAGCGGUACCUUGACUCGGCGGGGGACCUCGGGCCGGAGCCGCUGGUGCUGAAGGGGCUGCUGACGGAGUGGCCCGCCUUGUCGAGCCGGCCAUGGGACAGCCCCGCGUACCUGAUGAGCAGGACUUGCGGCGGGCGGCGGCUGGUUCCCGUGGAGGUCGGACGGAGCUACGUCGACGAGGGAUGGACACAGGAGCUCAUCCCGUUCAAAGAAUUACUGAGGCGGAUCACCGGCGAGAACGGGAAGACGACGUAUCUCGCGCAGCACGAGCUCUUCACGCAGCUCCCGCACCUGCAGAACGACAUCCUCACGCCGGACCACUGCUUCACCGCCCCGCCGCCGCACCCGCUCGACCACUCAAAGAACAAGCCGGAGCUGGAUCUGCCGCUGGUGAACGCGUGGUUCGGCCCGCCGGGGACGAUCACGCCGCUGCACACGGACGGGUACCAUAACCUGCUCUGCCAGGUCGUCGGGGCCAAGUACCUGCGGCUGUACGCGCCGCACGACUCCGAGGCGCUGUGUCCGCGCGGGGAGGAGGAGGUGGACAUGUCGAACACGAGCGGGUUUGACGUUGGCGCCGUGGAGGGGUGGGACGAGGACGCGGAGGGGCGGGACGCGAUUGAGCUGGAGGAGUUCCGGGGGCUGCGGCACUGGGACUGCGUGCUUGAGAAGGGGGAUGUGUUGUAUAUGCCGAUGGGGUGGUGGCAUUAUGUGAGGAGUCUGAGUGUGAGUUUUAGUGUGAGUUUCUGGUGGAACGGAAAUCACGUUGAGGCAGAAGGGUGA